AUGAAUCAUUUUCGUAUGUUUUCAUAUCCAUGUUAUUGUCUUGUUUAUAAUUCUCCUCCAGUUAGUAUGUGUACGCUUCAUCAGCCCUAUUCUUAUAAUAAUAAUGAUAAUAAUAAUAAUAAUAAUAAUGGAAAUAUUAAUCCUCAACCAGAAGUAAGUAAUUGUAUAACUACAAAUUUAUCUUCAUUACAGGUUGGUCGAGAAAAGACUCGUCGAUUUUCUUCUGAACAAAUUCGAAUUUUAGAAGAACAUUUUUAUAAGAUUGAUAAAUAUUUAUCAAAACUAACAAUUGAUGAACUUUCAACUCGAACUCAGUUAAAACCGACUCAAAUUCGUGUUUGGCCCAAUAAUAAACGUACAAGAGAACGACAUGAAUAA
This is a messenger RNA of Rotaria socialis, 378 nucleotides long. The record is from the annotation of a GenBank genome assembly. Lineage: Eukaryota; Metazoa; Rotifera; Eurotatoria; Philodinida; Philodinidae.